AUGUCCGAGGAUAAUCUUCAUAUGGUCGUCGUGCAAGCGCCGAACUCGGGAGCUCUGCACGUCUACGUGCAAGGUAAUCUGGAGGAGCGCGGUGGAAAGACCAUCAUUCUGACCGUCCAUGACAUUGGAACCAACCGUGAGUUUCUUAAUCGACUCUCUGAAAUGCCAUGUCCACGUGUAACCUUCCUUCAGACAAGAGCUUCGUCCGAUUCGUCAACCAUCCGAGCAUGUCCGCCGUCAAGGAGAAGGCCAUCUUCCUCCACGUCUGCGUGCCGGGACAGGAGGACAACUCGCCGGACUUCUUCGGCGAAUUCCCGACUCUCGACGGAAUCGGAGACGAUCUGACAGCGGUCCUUGACAAAUUUGAGGUCAAGUCCGCCAUCGCUUUCGGAGAGGGUGUUGGAGCCAACAUCAUCUGUCGUUUCGCGGUGAGUUGAGCUCUUUCUGAGCUUUUUGAUCAAAAGAACAGCUGGCCGCAGAAGCCAUUAGUCUGGGGUUUAGUGGUUAUGGGGCGACACGAAAAGUAGAAAAAAGCACAUGCGAAUUGGCGUUUUUUUGCAGAUGGGACACCCGAACCGCAUCAUGGGAAUCGUCUUGGUCCACUGCACCUCCACCACUGCCGGAAUCAUCGAGUACUGCAAGGAGAAGGUAGGCGAUGACUGUAGAUCUCUGUUGAUCGGCUCAUGAAAUCAUGAUCCGGGGAGGCAAUCGAUGGUGUAACAAAAUGAUAAUUGAUCUGAGCUGCAAAGCUCGGCAGCGGCUCGACCGGGCUCAGUAUCAAGUUUUGUGCUCUUUAUCUUCUUCUCUUCUUCCCCAGCCAUGACGUCAUUUUGACGAGCGAUGAGCAGGAGGCGCCCGGGGUGCGGGAAAGUAUGAAAAAGAUGGGGACCGAGUGGAGGGAGGGUGGCAAGGAAAAGAAUAUAUUCCGACAAAAAAGCGACGAAAAUUUGAUUACGUCAAGAUGAAAACGGGCGAUGUAGAAAACACAGAAAAAGAGACAUUGCUUUUGCGGUGUGUGACGUAUUGAGACCAAAACAGUGAAUUUCAGGUGAUGAAUAUGCGUCUCGAGAACUCGAUCAUGUCCGACGGCGCCUGGGACUACCUGCUCGCUCACAAAUUCGGAGGAGUAAGUUUCAAGUUAUUUUUAUCUGAAACUCAAAUGAACAAAUGAGAGAACAACCACUAACUAACAUUUCAGGGAGAUGUGAGUCAACUAACCGCUCGGAAAUAAAAGAGAUUUGUACCUAUGUUUUGUUUAUAAUUUAUAAUUUGCUGAUUUCUGAAAUCUGAUUUUCACGUUGUUCAAUUCUUAGAAAGUAGAUCGUUAAUCCGUCCCCGCACCAAAAUUGAUUCUGAAUCACAUUCCCUAGUUUGUAAUCAUCUUGAGUGUUCAGAAUAGUCAGAUUAUAGCUCAAAGUGUGAAUUUUCAGGAGUCCAAGUCUCGCCAGGAGUACCUCGAGGAGCUCAAGGUUACUCUGAACGCAAAGAACCUCUCUAAAUACCUGGUCGCCUUCACCAAGAGAACCGAUCUUUCCUCGACCAUCGGAACCAAGCUCGAGACGUAAGUAAACAUUUGACUAUUUACGACGGUUUAAAAUUAUUGUCGAAUUCCAGUGUUGACGCUCUGCUGGUGACUGGAAGCAAGGCCUCGCACCUCCACACCGUCUACACAACCCACAAGAGCAUGAACAAGAAGAAGACCACUCUUCUCGUCGUCGACAACGUCGCCGAUGUCAUGCAGGAGGCGGUGAGUACUCCUUAACCUGAAAUGUUCGCAAACUUGCGGUUUUCUCACAUUCCGCUGAUACUUUACUGAUUUCUCAAGUGCACUACAUUUUUCUUUCGUUCAUAGAGUGUAGGCUCCUGACCGAGAAGAGCUCAAAGAGCGCUUAUCAGUUGGCUGCUAGUUUCUGCAAACCAUGCGCUUAUCGCGUUAUCAAAAAUGAAAAAUCAGCACGAGCAAAACAAAACUAUAAACCGCGUUUUUGAUUGCGGUGUGAUAAAAAUAGAAGUGUAGAAUGUCACGUAUUGCUCUUGGCAGUUUGAUUGGAAGAGAAUAAUUGAAAUUUUCAGCCGGACAAGCUGGCCCGCUCGCUGAUCCUUCUCUGCAAGGGAUGCGGCGUGCUCUCCGGAGUCGCCAUCCCCGGAAUGGAGCGUCAAAGAACUCUGUCGAGCUCGAUGGAAGAGGCGGAUCGUCCGCGUCGCAUGUCUGUCACCCAGCCGCACCUUCCGCCAGUCCCGUCCAACUAA
Molecule: messenger RNA, 2250 nt
Organism: Caenorhabditis sp. 36 PRJEB53466
Lineage: Eukaryota; Metazoa; Nematoda; Chromadorea; Rhabditida; Rhabditidae
Source: the annotation of a GenBank genome assembly